Molecule: messenger RNA, 1242 nt
Organism: Volvox carteri f. nagariensis
Lineage: Eukaryota; Viridiplantae; Chlorophyta; Chlorophyceae; Chlamydomonadales; Volvocaceae
Exons: 11
Coding region: 1-1242 (413 amino acids)
Cellular component (GO): membrane
Source: RefSeq, a predicted model, not a curated record
AUGGCCCAGAAAAUAGGCGUAAUUUGUCACGAGGACAUGCGACAGGAGCCGGAGGCGCUCAAGGCUGAGGCGGAGCAGGUGCUUGCAAGAUGUCGGGCGUUAUCCUCCCGGGCGUUGACAUACUGCAAUCGGAUAGUUGGCGAAAGCGAUGCUUUGGCUGUCGAGAUCAAGUCUCUGCUGCAGACCAUUACGACAGCUGAGAAGCAAGCACGCGGAUUGAAGAACCGGACCGAUGUGGAGGCCGUGGGCUCAGUCCUCAAGGAGGCUCGAAAUGUCAUGACCGGUCUGGGCCCGGGAGGCGACCUCCGGAAGUUCUGCAAGCCAAAGAAUCCUCUGUUGGUUCGGCUGCUUCUCGGAGACAAGAUUAAUCUGGUAGCGAUGCGGAGGGACGUCAGCCAGGGCAUUCGCGAGGAGUACCACCGCUUCCGGGACACCUCCGCGGCCGUGAUGUUGCUGGGGCCCCUGUCCCUGGUGGUGGGGAUGAGCUGGGUGGAGCGGCACCAGGGCCUCCCCUUCGGAACGGGGGCGCUCACCCCCUGGCUGCUGACCGGUGUUCAGCUAUACCUGGCCUGGUUGUCGUACUUUUACUUGGCGAUGGCGCUGCGGGAGAACGUGCUGUACGUAAAUGGAUCCAGGAUCCGGUCCUGGUGGAUUCAGCACCACUACUGGUCGGCGGCGGCGUCCCUCGUGAUCUUGGGGCUGCCGGUGACGAGUCCAGCGGUUCACUUGUUCUUUCGGUACUUUCUGUUGUGGAGUGUGUUUCAAGCUGCGGUGAUGUUCGUACAGAACCGCUACCAGCGCCGCCGCAUGUACACCCGCAUCGCUCUGGGACGGGACACCGCCAUGGCUGUAGUUGCGGGCGAGAGCAGCGGCAGUAGCGGACAACUGCUACUGCUGUACCCCAUGUUGUACACACUGCAGGUACUGCAAGUGGCCAUAGGCGCUGGAGUGGCCUGGCGCACCUACCCCGCCUUUCUUAGCUCGGAAGGGUGGCUGGAGUCGGAAGCGCAGGGCUCCGACCUUCGCGGUAUGCGUGGUGUGUGCGUGGUGGGUAUUGUGUUCGCUUACAUGGGCUACCGCAACUUCGUAACCACUCUGCUCACAAUGCUGGAGAAGAGGGGAGGAGCAGCGGGCAGGCGCCGCAGGGCAUCAGCAUCAGCAGCGGCCCCUGCGCCGCCCCUGUCGCCGGAAGUAACCGCAAUCAGGAAAAUCGCUCAGCUUCCGCCCAGAGUGAACAAGUGA